Messenger RNA from Ostertagia ostertagi, 222 nucleotides. The record is from the annotation of a GenBank genome assembly. Lineage: Eukaryota; Metazoa; Nematoda; Chromadorea; Rhabditida; Trichostrongylidae.
AUGUACAGCGGUCGCCUGGACAUCGACGAAUCGAAUGUUCAGUUGUUACUGAGUACGGCAUCCAUCCUUCAAUUAGCUUGCGUCCGCGACGCUUGCUCCAGAUUUCUUUUGGAACAACUGGAUGCAACGAACUGCUUGGGAAUCGCUUCUUUUGCUCAGACCCACAAUUGCACCCAACUAGCUCAUGCUGCUCAAAUGUUUACCCACCAACAUUUCAGGUGA